UGUCUGUCGCGUCUUCUGCCUGUUUGCUGUGGUUAGACAAAAAGCAGUUUUCACAACGAAAAGAUGCGAGUUCUGAACUGGAGAGCGCGUCCUGUUCCUAAGCAACCGUGCCUGUAACAGAGGAGGUAGAGCUGGUCUCAGGGAGUGAAGUCCCAUACUACUGUCACUGCAGGGCACUGCGCCAGAGCAUGGCGGCUAUCCGAGAAGCACUGAAAGAUGUAGAUGAGACCCUGUGUGAAGAAGCACUCUGUCCACACCCACUUUGCUGGGAGACUCUGAGGCGACUUCAGCGUGGGCUUCCUCGUAGAAGAUUAAAGUCCAUCCAUAAAGUCCCUCCAGAAACUGAAGAUGAGUUGCCAUCCCUGAGUUUACUGGCGCUCCCCCAGUGGAGUGCAGAUCGGAUGGUUGGUGAAUUGGAUCUACCCACAACAUCAUCGACAACCAGUGUCAGCUUUCAGCCUCAUGAAGCAGCCCGACCUGGUAGCCCACAGACUACGAUGGGGUGCAACUUAGACAGUCUGGACAGAAGCCACAUCUGUUCCUCCGGAACCAGGAGUGGUUCUUCCACGCUGAGAAAGGCUAAGGUAAUGGAGUUAAAGCAAUCUCCAUCAUCUUGUGAUCAGUACCUGGAGAAGACAGUGUUUAUCUGGGUCCCAAAUCCUUCAUAUGAUCGGAGACGACAGAAAAAGCGGACGCAAUCCAUCACAUCUGCACGGCAUGUCACUGUCCAAGAACUCAAGUUCCAGGGCCAGUCCCAUGAUGAGCAGAAACAAAGUGAAAAAACGAAAAAGAAGGUAAAAGACUAUGUCCCUACUGGUGGGCAGCCAUACACCUUCCUUGCCAGACAACAGCAGCUCCUUAAGGAGGAGAGGGACACAAAAAAGGGCAAAAAACAUUCACUACAGCUGGCUGGACCGAACCAGAGUGUGGAAGAGAGCCAGGACUCUAGAAAGCUCUCAGCGUAUGUUGAGCCUACCCCACUCCACAAGAAAUUUGCCCUCCGUAGCCUCACAGGGAAGCAGCAGCAAGUUCUACCAACCACCAGCUACAAAAUGGAUGGCAAGUUCUUGAAGGGCAAGAGGAUGAACAUCAUUCAGAUGGAGAUUUUGAAACGUCAUAAGUACAUAGAAAAGAAACUUUCUGCUUCCCACAAGAUAGUCACAGAUGAAUGGACAGAGCAAUACCCUGAAUUAUUUAGAAGGGAACUGAGGAGUGUUUCAACUCCCUAUUCAAACCUCGGUGACAACAUACAGAGCACUAACCUCAUGCCGGAAAUUAAAAUUGAAAUGCACGAUAGCUUACCAACUGCUGUGGAUAACCAAACGGCAGCAGAGACUGACGUAGAGAGAAAAUUCACGAUCACAGAGCCAGGAGAUGAACUGCAAAUUGCAAAGCAGAUUGAUGAGCCACCUCUGAGUACUACAACUGAAAUGGGGUCCACCAUUGUGCAACAGAGACACUCUGAAACUAGCUUUUCAGUUGCCGAGAAGAAUCACGAGGAUGACUCCACUGCUACCACUGAAAUGGGGUCCACUAGUGUGCAACAGAAACACUCUGAAAGCAGACAUCCACUUGCUGAGAGGAACUCCCAGGAUGUCCCCAGUAGUAACACUGAAAUGGGAACACCAACAGUGGGACAGACACGACCUGAAACCAGCCCUUCAGUUGCUGAAGAAAGUUACCAGGGUACUCCCAGUACUACCACGGAAAUGGGGUCACUAAAAGUGGGGCAGAGACUUUCUGAAAGCAGUCUUUCAGUUGCUGAAGGAAGUUACCAGGAUAUUCCCAGAACGCCUGAAACAGGGGCAUCAAUAGUGGGACAGCUACUCUCUGAAAGCAGCCUUUCAGUUGCUGAAACUCCCGAUAUUAGUACUGAAAUGGUAACACCAAUAGUGGGACAGAUGCUUUCUGAAAGCAGUCUUUCAGUUGCUGAAAGAAGUUACCAGGAUCCUCUCACCAAUACCCCUGAAAUGGAGUCACCAACAGUGGGACAGACACACUCUGAAAGCAGCCUUUCAGUUGCUAAAAGAAGUUACCAGGAUACUCCCAGUAUUGUCCCUGAAAUGGUAACACCAACAGUGGGACAGACACACUCUGAAAGCAGCCUUUCAGUUGCUGAUAUUCCCAGUAUUAGUACUGAAAUGGUAACACCAAUAGUGGGACAGAUACUCCCUGAAAGCAGCCUUUCAGUUGCUGAUAUUCCCAGUAUUAGUACUGAAAUGGUAACACCAACAGUGGGACAGAUACGCUCUGAAAGCAGCCUUUCAGUUGCUGAUAUUCCCAGUAUUAGUACUGAAAUGGUAACACCAAUAGUGGGACAGAUACUCUCUGAAAGCAGCCUUUCAGUUGCUGAUACUCCCGGUAUUAGUACUGAAAUGGUAACACCAACAGUGGGACAGAUACUCUCUGAAAGCAGCCUUUCAGUUGCUGAUACUCCCGGUAUUAGUACUGAAAUGGUAACACCAACAGUGGGACAGAUACUCUCUGAAAGCAGCUUUUCAGUUGCUGAUAUUCCCAGUAUUACUACUGAAAUGGUAACACCAAUAGUGGGACAGAUACGCUCUGAAAGCAGCCUUUCAGUUGCUGAUAUUCCCAGUAUUAGUACUGAAAUGGUAACACCAAUAGUGGGACAGAUACUCUCUGAAAGCAGCCUUUCAGUUGCUGAUACUCGCAGUAUUAGUACUGAAAUGGUAACACCAAUAGUGGGACAGAUACUCUCUGAAAGCAGCCUUUCAGUUGCUGAAACUCCCGGUAUUAGUACUGAAAUGGUAACACCAGUAGUGGGACAGGUACUCUCUGAAAGCAGUCUUUCAGUUGCUGAAAGAAGUUACCAGGAUACUCCCACCACUGCCCCUGAAAUGGAGUCACCAAUAGUGGGACAGACACACGCUGAAAGUAGUCUUUCAGUUGCUGAAACUCCCAGUGUUAACAGUGAAAUGGGAACACCAACAGUGCGACAGAAACUCUCUGAAAGCAGCCUUUCGGUUGCUGAAAGAAGUAACCAGGAUACUCCCAGUAUUGACCCUGAACUGGAGUCACCAAUAGUGGGACAGAAACUCUCUGAAAACAGCCUUUCAGUUGCUGAAACUCCCGGUAUUAGUACUGAAAUGGUAACACCAGUAGUGGGACAGGUACUCUCUGAAAGCAGUCUUUCAGUUGCUGAAAGAAGUAACCAGGAUACUCGCAGUACUAUCACAGAAGAGGGAUCUCUGACUGCAGAACUGAUACAGUCCAGUGAUGAAUUCAGUCAAGUUACUGGAAGAAAUGGACAGGAAGAUCUCAGUACUGCCAAUGAAAGUAACAUCCUGAACCUGGAACACAGAAAUCUCAAAGGGUCUGCAGAUCAUGAGAACAGCACUGACAUAAUCUUGAGAGGUGAACAAGAUUCUGCAGCUCCCAACGAAGGCACAUCCACACAUGUUACAGAGAUGGAUCAAAGAGGAGAAGAGGCUUAACAUCAGGGAUGCAUGGAAAAUUAUCAUUUAAAACUAUUUCUUUUCUCUCCUUUCCACUUGCAAUUUAAUGAUAUCUGACAUGUUGACUUUUGAGAUACUGGUGAUAUUCAUGAUUUGGAACACUGUGAACUGACUGGUGAAUUGUCACGCUGAUCAAGAUAGACCACAUUAAUACUGAAAUUUUCUUGCUAUCCAUUGUCUACUUCAUGUUUUCCCUCAUCAGAAACAUUUCACUAUGACAGUAACCAUAAUCACAGCUGUGUGCCUUCAUUCCAACUUCAGCAAAGCAUCCCUUCUGGACCAGAAAAACAUUUCAAAUAGCAGUUAUAUUUGCAUCAUGAUCACUGCUUCUGUUUACAAUGUAGUUUCUCCUUUGCUUGCUUGCCUGCUUUUCCUUAUGGAAUUUUUUUUUCUGUGCCUAUAUUGUUCUACUAUCACUGUGGGAACAAAUAUCAUCUGAUAUUACAUAUAUAUUGCUUAAUAUUUUCUCUUUGCCUCCACUCGUUCUUCAUUGCUUUGAUGUUAAAUUGUCUGUACAUUAUCUGCUGUUAAUCUGUAUUUAUUUGUCAACCUUUAUUCUGUCUCUUAUCGCAAUAUCACAGCAUCUCAUCUGCUGAGCAGAAAAGGCUAAAUGCAUCCAUGUCACAUUUUUACAUUUUUAGGUGAAUUCUCAGGAUGUAUGCAUCACUGGUAUGCCGGGCAGUAACUGCCAAUCCCAGUUACUGGUGAGAACAAGGCUGUGAGCCUAUUCCUUGAACUACUCUUUGAUACAACCAAACAGCUUGCUAAGGUAUGUCAAGGUCAGCUAAAAAAUCAAUGAUGUCAGUGUGGCACUGGGAUCACAACUGAGGGAAAAAGAGAGGAAUUGCCUUUCCCAGAACAGAGGAUUUCAAUCUUUUUGCUUCCCGGUUAUGAAAAUUUCACAGUUCGCUGUAACACGAUUACUUUUGAUUGUAAAAAGUUGUUAUAUAA
Stegostoma tigrinum is the source of this 4427-nucleotide messenger RNA. Its product is annotated as mucin-2-like. The transcript is spliced from 12 exons. The coding region runs from base 189 to 3455 and encodes 1088 amino acids. Lineage: Eukaryota; Metazoa; Chordata; Chondrichthyes; Orectolobiformes; Stegostomatidae. The record is from RefSeq and is a predicted model, not a curated record.